Quercus lobata is the source of this 531-nucleotide messenger RNA. RefSeq lists its product as uncharacterized. Bases 1 to 531 code for a protein of 176 amino acids. The transcript has a single exon. Gene Ontology annotation, molecular function: RNA-DNA hybrid ribonuclease activity; nucleic acid binding. The record is from RefSeq and is a predicted model, not a curated record. NCBI's taxonomy places the organism in Eukaryota, Viridiplantae, Streptophyta, Magnoliopsida, Fagales, Fagaceae.
AUGAAGUUGUUGAUGUUUAAUAUAGACCAACUGCCUACAACGCAUCAGUGGCGACCUCCAGAUCACCCACGGUUUAAAGCUAACUACGACGGAGCCGUGUUCAACAACAUCAAUGCGGCUGGAAUUGGAGUGGUGAUUAGAGAUUCUAAUGCUGCAGUGAUUGGUGCCCUCUCAAGACGCAUACCACUGCCGCAAACGGUGGAGGAAGUGGAAGCUCUCGCAUGUCGUCAAGCUGUGCAUCUGGCCAGGGAGAUUGGCAUCAGCGAGGUAGUAUUCGAAGGUGACUCCGCGAUCAUUGUUCAGGCCCUCAAACAUGGUCAAGCAGAUCAAUCCGUGUAUGGACAUAUCCUUGAUGAUGUUAUUCAACAAACAUCCCAGUUUCUUUUUUGUGAAUUCAGUCAUGUUUCCCGUCUUUGUAAUAAGGUAGCAGACUUCCUUGCUAAGAAGGCUAGAGUAGGUUCAGUGUCCCAAGUUUGGUUAGAAGACUUUCCCAGGGAAAUUACUUCCUUGGCUUUUGCUGACUCUGUUUAA